AUGGGCUCUUUCAAAAUAAUCUCCAUAUUCUAUCUGGUCGUCGUACUUUUCCCAUCUUUUCACCCCAAAUGUGGAGCUUCAGCUUCUGUUGAAGAGGCUGCUGCUCUUUCGAAAUGGAAAGCCAGUUUUUUGAACCAGAACAAUAGCUUCCUAACCUCAUGGAACCUUCAAUCAGGCAAUGCCAAGAAUUCUUCUAUACUUCCAUGCACUUGGGCUGGAAUUUCCUGCAUUGAUGGAAGUGUGAACAGGUUGAACCUCUCAGAUUGGAGUAUUAAAGGUAGCCUCUAUGAUUUCCCUUUCUCAUCCCUCCCAAAUCUUGAAUAUCUUGAUCUCAGCUUUAACCAUAUCUUUGGAAGUAUACCAAAACAAAUAGGUAACCUGUCGAAACUCAUUUAUCUUGAUUUCUGGGCUAAUGAGCUGUCAGGCAAAAUCCCUCCUGAAAUUUGCAACUUGAGAAACUUGAGUCAUUUAGAUUUUACAAGUAAUCAACUUUCAGGUCUCGUUCCCCUGGCAAUCGGGAAUCUGAUCUCACUUCAGUUUCUUCACCUGGAGCAAAAUAAUCUCACCGAUGCAAUCCCAAAGUCAAUAGGCAAUUUGACCAAUUUGAUUGAACUGUAUCUUUAUGAAAAUCAAUUUUCGGGUUCAAUUUCCAAAGAAAUUGGUGAUUUAAAAUUUCUUACUGAUAUGGAAUUAGAUCAGAACCAAUUCAACGGUUCCAUUCCUAGUUCAAUUGGUAACUUGAGUAACUUGGAAGCACUGACACUCUACAACAAUCAAUUUUCUAGUUCAAUUCCAGCUACUUUUGGUAACCUCAAUAGGUUGGUGACUCUAGAUCUCUCUUCCAAUCAACUUUCAGGUUCAAUUCCUGUUUCAAUUGGAAACUUGAGCAAUUUAAGAAUACUGUUUCUUCGAGAAAACCAAUUUUCUGGUACCAUUCCACAAGAGCUUGGAAACCUGAAUAAGUUGGUCGUUUUGGAAUUGGAUCAUAAUCAGUUCUUUGGUCCAUUGCCAAAACUACUAUGUCAAAAUGGAAUGCUCCAAAACAUUACAGUAUCGGGGAACAUGCUUACAGGCCCAAUCCCUAGAAGUUUGAAAAACUGCUCAAGCUUACUUAGGGCCCGUUUUGAUGGUAACCAUUUCCAAGGAGACUUGUUAGAGAUGUUUGGAAUCUAUCCAUUCCUGGAUUUCAUAGAUCUCAGCAACAACGAAUUCUAUGGAGAACUCUCUAGCAACUGGGGUAAAUGCAAACUUUUGAAAACCCUACUGGUUGCAGAGAACAACAUCACAGGUGGUAUUCCUCCAGAAAUUGGAAAUUUAACUCAACUACAUGCACUUGAUCUUUCUUCAAAUUAUUUAUCAGGGGAGAUACCAAAGGCAGUUGGGAAGUUACCUUCUAUGCUUAAACUAGAUUUACAUCACAACCAACUUGCUGGUGGUAUACCUCAGGAAUUGGGAGUGUUAAUGGAAUUUCUAGACCUGUCCGCAAACUCCUUGAAUGGAACUUUACCAGAAUUUAUGGGAGAUUUGAAACACUUGUUUCACAUGAACUUGAGCAAUAACAUUUUAAGUCAAAAGAUUCCAUUGCAGAUUGGGAAGUUAACCCAACUUUCUGAACUGGAUUUGAGUCAAAAUUUCUUCACAGGAGAGAUACCAUCUGAGUUUCAAAAUUUGCAGAGUUUGGGGACAUUGGAUCUCUCCCAGAAUAACCUCUCUGGUUUGAUCCCAAAGGCUUUGGUAGAAUUGCCUGGUUUAUUGCACAUUAAUCUUUCUUUUAAUAAUUUGGAGGGUCCAAUUCCGAGUGGUAGAGCCUUUGUGAAUCUAACCUUAGAAGAAGUAAAGGGAAAUAAAGGUUUGUGUGGCAAUAUUACAGGGUUACGAGCCUGUGAAAGUUCCCGGUUGAUUAAAAAGCAUGUCAAGGAUAAAAGGAAGGAACUUGUUCUCAUAAUUGUAUUACCUCUUCUGGGAUCAUUCAUACUUCUUGGUGUAUUGUUCGGUGCUCUGAAAUUGCAUGAUCGGAGAAAAAGAAAUUCGCGAGUGGAAGAUGUGGAGGUGAAGAAAGGCAGUUUAUUUGCCAUAUGUGCUUAUGAUGGCAAAGCAUUGUAUAAAGAAAUCAUAAGAUGUACACAAGAGUUCAGUGAAAUAUUUUGCAUUGGGAAAGGAGGUUGUGGAAGCGUUUACAAAGCACAGCUUCCAUCAGGCGAGGUAGUAGCUGUAAAAAGACCUCACAACAUACCUAAUGUGGCAAAGGAUAAAAGUUUCUUGAAUGAGAUCAGGGCCUUGACAGAAAUCAAGCAUCGGAACAUUGUGAAACUCUUUGGCUUCUGCUCAAAUGCUCAGCAUUCAAUUUUGGUUUAUGAGUACCUCGAAAGGGGAAGCUUAGCCAAAAUCUUGAGCAUAGAAGAAGAAGGUAAGGAACUAGACUGGCUAAAGAGGUUGAAUAUCAUCAAAGGCGUCGCUCAUGCUUUAUCUUAUAUGCAUCAUGAUUGUUCACCACCAAUUGUACACCGAGACAUAUCAAGCAACAACAUUUUGCUUGAUCCAGAAUGCGAGGCUCAUGUUUCAGAUUUUGGCACUUCCAAGUUUCUCAGAAGAAACUCAUCUAACUGGAGUUCUCUCGCUGGCACAUAUGGAUAUGUUGCACCAGAAUUUGCCUACACAAUGAAAGUUAACGAAAAGUGUGACGUUUAUAGCUUUGGGGUGCUAACAAUGGAAGUAAUCAAAGGAAAGCAUCCUGGUGACUUGAUUGCUCAUCUAAUGUCUUCAAAGCCUGAAAAGAUAGAACUGAGAGACUUGCUAGACCAAAGACUUCUAUAUCCCAAUCAAGAAAUUGAAAAGAUUCUGAUAUCCGUUCUCAAACUAGCAAGAGAAUGUCUACAUGUUGAUCCUCAAUGUAGGCCAACAAUGCUCUUUAUUUCCAGGUAUCUUGUCUCCUAUUAAAUGCAGACCGCAGUGCCUCACUGUUUUUACCCCUAAAUAGCACAAUCAGGCAUAAGCAGAAGAUGAUAUGAUGUAGAGUAUGUAUUCUAUGUAAAAAUAAACUCCGCAUAGCUAAUAGAGUUUAUGGAAUUGAAACCAGAACUAGUACAGGGGGAAAAUCAAGAUAUUGGAAAUGUAUCAUAAUUUUAUCAUCCUCAAAGUAAUAAUAAUAUGACAUUGUUUUCGG
Molecule: messenger RNA, 3163 nt
Organism: Coffea arabica (coffee)
Lineage: Eukaryota; Viridiplantae; Streptophyta; Magnoliopsida; Gentianales; Rubiaceae
Source: RefSeq, a predicted model, not a curated record